Molecule: messenger RNA, 1011 nt
Organism: Neoarthrinium moseri
Lineage: Eukaryota; Fungi; Ascomycota; Sordariomycetes; Amphisphaeriales; Apiosporaceae
Exons: 6
Coding region: 1-1011 (336 amino acids)
Source: RefSeq, a predicted model, not a curated record
AUGAGUUCGGAAAAAUGGUCACCGGACUACGAGAACUACGACGAUGGGCCUUCGCUCAUUAGAACGAGUAUAGCAAUGACCAUCCUGGCUACGUUGUUCGUUGGCUUACGGCUUUGGGCGAGGCGCAUCAGAAAGCUUAAACUCGCACUGGACGACUUUCUGAUAUUGAUAUCUCUGCCUUUCCUUUAUGCAUUGCUAGCUUUCGAUAUUAUAGCUGCUGUCCAUGGAGGCGUUGGGAGACACUUGGAUGUGAAUAUGUCAAUCGACGAUGGCCGGCUUGGCCGCUCCAUGAUGUAUCUGUUCAUUGUCGAAUUCAUUUACGGUACUAUGAUCACGUUAAUCAAGGUCUCGAUCUUGUCGCUCUAUUUUCGAACGUUUGCAACCGCCUUCGUUAAACGAGCGUGCUAUGUCCUAGGGGCCAUGGCCCUAGCAUGGUGGCUUGCAGUGGUUCUUAUUGCAUUUUUCCAGUGCCGACCUAUGGCCAAAAUUUGGUCGCCAUUAAUGGUGGACGGAGCUUGCAUCGAUGUCAACCAGUACUUCCUUGGAAAUUCUAUCUCGAAUAUCAUAAUCGACGUCUUGAUUUUAACGUUGCCUAUCAUUACCGUAUCGAAGCUGCAGAUGAAACCCUUACUGAAGAUUAGUAUCAUCAGCAUCUUUCUCCUUGGUAGUUUUGUGAUCAUCACUAGCGGCAUCCGAUUACAGAUGGUGGUCAAUCUGAGUAAGGGAGGCCCAGAAGCGGAUUAUACUUUUCUCAUCGCGGGAUGCUGGAUCUGGACACAUGUCGAGGUGUCGACGGCGAUGAUCUGUGCAUGCCUACCAACAAUGAGACCGCUAGCCUUUUUAAUUUUUGAUAACUUGGUAACGACCAAGACCGAGGAGAAGAGCGAACUAGUUACAAUUAGAACAUUCGGCGGCGGUUCGGCGCGGGGUGUAUACUCAAAGCAACCAAAUAGGGUUAACGGUGGCGCAUUUAAACGACUUGACGGUACAGAAUUGGGUGAAACUACUUGA